This is a messenger RNA of Aspergillus calidoustus, 1110 nucleotides long. Lineage: Eukaryota; Fungi; Ascomycota; Eurotiomycetes; Eurotiales; Aspergillaceae. The record is from the annotation of a GenBank genome assembly.
AUGGACCAAGAUCCUUCUUCCAUGCGCAGACCCGACGCCGGUCCAGCACUGGUGAAAGGCAUCUGGGCAGGUAUUGCAGUCGCGACCAUAAUCGUCAUUCUUCGGACGAUUGCUAAGAUCAGGAUCCGGCACUUUCGUCUCGAUGAUAUUCUGAUGAUCGCUGCAUUGACUUUGUCAAUGAUCUCGACAGCCUUCCUCACAAUCUCCAUUCAUCAUGGAUUCGGGGCUAACCUCCGCGUUGCGCCAUUGUCCGACGUACAAAUGGUACUCAAAUGCAUCGCCAUCCAAUGGCCACUCCUCACCAUGAGCACCACCCUAGCUCGCUGUUCCUUCAUCUGUUAUCUAGCGGCCAUUCUCGGGUCCAACAAGGCGCACCAAAUCCUCUUAUGGGCUACUCUGUCGCUUCAGCUUGCCGCGAAUAUUGUUUCGGCGGUACUCCCUACCACCAUCUGUCGCAAUGUCGAGAUCCUCUGGAAACCACAUGUUCUGACGAGCUGUGGUGAUACAACAGCUGUCAUCAAAUUCUCCUACUUCACCGGAAGUCUCAACUCUGCGGUUGAUUUGUUUCUGGCGCUGUUCGCAACGCUCGUCUUCUGGAAACUCAACCUGGCGCUUCGCAUCAAGAUCAGCCUGGCCAUCCUUCUGAGCCUUGGGAUUGUGGCAAUGGUCGCCUCCAUAAUCAAGACCACCAAACUAGAGUCCAUCCCCAGCAUCACGAACCUCGGAGUAUCGGGCGGGGUUUCCUUCUUUCGAUGGGGAUACGCAGAGAACGCAAUCAUAAUCGUCACCUCUUCAAUCCCCUGCCUCCGCUCCCUGGCCAUCUCGUCCGUCCGCAAAAUCCAGAAUAGUCGUGGCGCCACCCGCUCUUACGCGCUCACCAGCUGGCCAUUCAGCCGCGGCCACCCACCUUUUUCCCAAACACGCAACAUCCACCAAACUGGUCCCGAGACUGAUAGCAUCGAGCGGAUCUUGGACCUUGAGACACACCAGGAAUCAAAUUGCGGUGCUCGAAGUAAGCAGCGUGGGGAGGCAGGAUUUCCUUCCGGCCAGUUAGAUAUCCGAAUCACGAACCAUGUUCAGAUUUCAUACCAUGGGUCUGAUUUACGUUGA